GCCCGGUUUUGGAGGUGUGCUCAUAUACCGCAGCUCCUCCUCUACUAGACAACCUGCUCUCCUUCCUUAUGACCCCUCUGCAUUUUCACUGCUGCUGCCAUUUUUCUCUGCUGCCUGCUUCCGUCACAUAUCAGAUGCAAAAUGACAUCUGGGGCACAACUCGAUGACGAAGUGAAGGAUAUCUUUCAGGAAGUCAAAGUAGUGAAAAAUGAUGAUGAUCACAUGGAGCGUGCAAGACUGGUGGUAUUUGGCUUCAAAAACGAUACCAUUGUUGUGGAGACCAUUUACCGUGGAAGCGAUUUAAAGGACAAGGAUGUCUUUCUGAGCUUCAAGGAACUGCUGGAACCUACAAAGUGCCACUACAUAUUGUAUGACUGCCACUUUAAAACCACUGACUCAGCUAAAGCAGAGCUGGUCUUUGUGCUGUGGUGCCCUGACACUGGACCCGUCAAGCAGAAAAUGAACUUCGCCAGCUCAAAAGAUGCUUUUAAGAAUGUCUUGAGUGGUGUCAAACAUAAUCUGCAGAUGAAUGACCCUUCAGACUGCUCCGACAGGGAGAAUUUUGCGAAACAGCUGGCAAAAAAUAUAACCGAACUUGAGGGUGUCUCUCUGAAGAAGUAGCAGGGUCACCAAAAAUUAAACUGACGUUCUGCCCUCUAGGUUGGACGAGAUUCCUGUAACACAGAUCUCUGAUGUUUGUGCCCCAAUAAAGUAACCAGUCACACCAGUUUGGCUGUGAAAUCAGUCUUGUUCAGAUGUGCUUUUAUUCAUACUUUGUAUCUAUACAUUAAUGAUACUAUUGUCUAUCACUUGACUUUUGGUACAUUUAUCUUUUCCACAAUAGUAAUUUGGUGUUUUUAUGUACAUACUUUUUGCAUCCCAGCUAACUCAAGUAUUCACCAUUUGCCUUCCAUUUAUCCAUUAGCUACUGACGCUGUGUUCACCUCAUAAAACUAUGUUGUGUAAAAUAUCCUCAUGGAGACCUUAGUAGGGUUGACUAGGUCAGAAAUAAAUCUGUUUUUCUAAGCUGUUACAUAUUGAUGGAAAAUUAAAAAGAGCAGUAACACUUUUACAAAGAACAAAAUGUUUCAUUGAAAGAUGUAGUGCUAGUGGUUGUUUCACUGCCUGAGUAUUGUCAAAUAAAUUCAAUGCAACCAGC
Messenger RNA from Chelmon rostratus (copperband butterflyfish), 1159 nucleotides. RefSeq names its product cofilin 1 (non-muscle), like (gene cfl1l). Gene Ontology annotation, biological process: actin filament severing; actin filament fragmentation; cell motility. The record is from RefSeq and is a predicted model, not a curated record. Gene Ontology annotation, molecular function: actin filament binding. Bases 142 to 621 code for a protein of 159 amino acids. NCBI's taxonomy places the organism in Eukaryota, Metazoa, Chordata, Actinopteri, Chaetodontiformes, Chaetodontidae. The transcript has 4 exons. Gene Ontology annotation, cellular component: actin cytoskeleton; cytoplasm; actin cortical patch.